This is a messenger RNA of Eurytemora carolleeae, 2121 nucleotides long. RefSeq names its product gamma-aminobutyric acid receptor subunit alpha-6. Bases 268 to 2097 code for a protein of 609 amino acids. Lineage: Eukaryota; Metazoa; Arthropoda; Copepoda; Calanoida; Temoridae. Gene Ontology annotation, molecular function: transmembrane signaling receptor activity; neurotransmitter receptor activity; extracellular ligand-gated monoatomic ion channel activity. Gene Ontology annotation, biological process: chemical synaptic transmission; regulation of membrane potential; monoatomic ion transmembrane transport. The transcript has 14 exons. Gene Ontology annotation, cellular component: membrane; synapse; neuron projection. The record is from RefSeq and is a predicted model, not a curated record.
ACACGUUUGUUUUGGUUACCAGAUCUAAAAAAUGUUUUUGACAGAAAUCUUCUCUUUAUUGCAUGUUGGAAAGAUCGACCAAUCAGAAUAUGAAGUUUCUGAGCUGAGCGCUACCCCCAAUCAAUAGUUCCAUCCUCAGAUUUUAAAAUUAGCGUUGAGAAUUCUGAGACUGAACGGAGAUAAAUUAUUCCGGAGUUUGACAAACAAGCUUGUUAGAGUAGUUCAAGUGACAGAAGUGUUGAUUAGGGAAUUGAAACUGUGCGGAAUAUGUUUGGGAAUAUGCUAGGAAACUUGGUUUCAGUUUCAGUUCUCCUGGUCCUGGAGCUCAUCUCCCACACUGGUUGUGAUAUUUGUUCCAAAGACUCCUGCAGAAUUUUACAGAGUCAGGAGAAUCAUGAAAACCAAGAGUAUCAGGAACAAGAAAGGGAAGCCAGGGUUAAACGUAUGGCAUUUUAUAGGAACGGUAAAGAGGUAGCAGGCCAGGUCUCUGAUACCUUGGAUAUAUUGCUAGACAAGGACAGAUAUAAUAGACAAAUGCGACCUCCAGGAGAGAACCUGGAUACAAGUCCUGUCCAGGUUCAGAUAAACAUGGCAAUACGAUCCAUGGGUCCAGUAGACGAGGUCAGAGAACUCUUCAGUCUUGAUUGCUACUUUCGACAGUCAUGGACGGAUACACGAUUAAGGUUUAACACAACAGGGAUAUCUGAGUUGGUCUUAGAUUGGCAAUUUCUAACCAAGAUCUGGAAGCCUGACACAACCUUCCUCAACGGACAGAAAUGUUAUCUUCACAAAAUUACGGUUCCGAACCGGUUUAUCCGGAUUUCACCUAGUGGACGUGUUUCUUACUCCCAGAGAUUGACUUUGUGGUCCAAAUGUCCUAUGUAUCUAGGAAAAUUUCCCUUUGAUUCUCAAUCCUGUUCACUUGAAAUAGGUUCGUAUGGAUAUACUAGUGAUGACCUAACCUAUGAAUGGGCACUGAAACCUGUAUCUAUAGAUGAUCUAGGUUUAGCUCAGUAUCAUAUGACUGAUUUAAACUAUGGAGUUCAGACUUCUCCAACCAAGAGAAAGAUUUCAAGUGGAUUCAGAACAGAUUCCGUUGCAUUCCUCAGAUUUGAUUUCCAGCGGCAAUCUGGAUUCUUCCUCCUCGGAAUAUACUUUCCUCUGACACUGAUCGUAAUGUGCUCCUGGGUCAGCUUCUGGAUUGUUAAAACAGAUGUUCCAUCAAGAGUUUCAUUAGGUGUCACGUCUCUGUUGAGUGUUACCAAAGUAGGUUUCGGAGGAAAAGCAAAACCUCAGAUUGGUUACGCUACAGCUUUAGACGUUUACACCAUCAUUUGUUUCUUCUUCUCCUUCGCGGCACUGCUCGAGUUCGCUCUAAUAAACUUUAUUGAUACUUACUUCAAGCGUCUCAAGCAGUGGGAACAGGACAAUCCGGAGCAAGCGAGAAAAAGAAGAGACAGAUUUAAGCGUGCAAGUUCGGACCUUUCUUCUCCUCCCACUUCCGGAUCAGUCCUACCUCCAGAUCACUCAUCUAUUUCUAAAUCUAGCCCAAAAAUGGCUCCAGAUUCUUCAACAACAACAUCUGUUUCUCUAGGUCUAGCCGAAUCUCCAGCUCUUAAUACUACAUCUUUUAUUCCCACUCCAGGACAACAUGAUCUUACAGACCCAACUCCAGGACUACAUACAGCUUCAUCUCCUUGUCAGGAUGAAACCCAAUGUGGAUUGAGAUACCGGAAGGAUGUAAAGUUGGAUAUUCUUGAACUUUCUGAUCAGAACGGAAAAGAAUCAAAUAUUGAAGACGACAUAAAAUCCAGGGAAUCCAUCCAGAGUUCCACUAAACCCUCACUUACAAAUAUUAUAUACAGUGAGGGCAUGGUUGCAGUUCUAGAAAAGAUACGAGGGUAUAUUCAUUAUCUUAGACGAAUAAAAUCUUCUUUUUUCCCUAUUUGGAGACAUUUUGCAUUGGAGGGAGAACUUGGCUACGAAGAAACCCAGUAUGUUGUUGACAGGAUUGAUGAAAUAUCUAGAAUUCUGUUUCCAGCUGGAUUCAUGUUAAUAAGUUUUAUUUACUGGAGUUAUUACCUUUAUUCUGAAUAAAUUUAAAGUUGAAUUAUAAGUUUA